Messenger RNA from Elgaria multicarinata webbii, 1211 nucleotides. It is a transcript of the gene RRP7A, whose product is annotated as ribosomal RNA processing 7 homolog A. The record is from RefSeq and is a predicted model, not a curated record. Gene Ontology annotation, biological process: rRNA processing; ribosomal small subunit assembly. The coding region runs from base 24 to 863 and encodes 279 amino acids. Gene Ontology annotation, cellular component: UTP-C complex; CURI complex. Gene Ontology annotation, molecular function: RNA binding. The transcript has 7 exons. Lineage: Eukaryota; Metazoa; Chordata; Lepidosauria; Squamata; Anguidae.
CAACUUCCUCCUGGUAAGCGAAGAUGGCGACGUCUGGGCGGCAGCGUGCAAAAGCGGGAGGACCCGUCCCUCAGCUAGGAUACACGGCUAUCCCUGUUAAGUUUUCUGAAAAACGUCAGUCGCCUCACUACCUCUAUGUGAAGGAACACAAAGUCAGAGAGGACACAGAUCCAAGCAGGCCUCAAAACUGUACUCUUUUUGUCCUGAAUGUCCCCCCAUAUUGUACAGAGGAAUGUUUGUCAAAGCUGUUCUCUCGCUUCUGCUCUGUACAGUCUGUGGAGAUGUGUGAAAAGCCAAGGCUGGGAGAAAAGUCAGAAGCCCCCAAGUCCAAGUUCUUCAAUUCUAAGAAGCCUUUGGGAUUCCAAGUCGCUUAUGUGAUAUUCAAGAGUCCUGCUGGGGUGCAGGCUGCCAAAUCUUUUUCAGCGCAAGAACCCCUAGUGAUAUCUUCAAGCACGCAUCCUCUCCAAACUGGUAUUCAUAAAUGGAUUGACAGAUAUGCCACUUCAAUUGUGGAUCCUGCUGAGCUGAAGACAGAGGUGGAUGCAUUCAUGCUAGCCUAUGACCAAAAGGUUGCAAAGGAAGAAGCCAAAGCUGAAGAGGAGGAUGGUAUCCCAGAUGAGGAAGGGUGGGUGAAGGUCACAAGGAAAGGUCGAAGGCCUGGACUCCCACGGACAGAGGCGGCCAACUUGCGGGCCCUGGAGAGGGAGAAGCGCAAGAGAGCGCGCAAGGAGCUGCUCAACUUCUAUGCUUGGCAGCAUCGUGACACCAAGAGGGAACACAUAGCUCAGCUGAGGAAGAAAUUUGAAGAGGACAAGCAGAAAAUUGCACUUAUGCGGGCUCAGCGAAAGUUUCGGCCCUUCUGAGUUGCAGAAUCUGCAGUUGUUCCCAAAUGAACAGUAGCCACAGUAAGAAGUGCACAGACAGCAUGGUUUUCCUGGGGCUUUGGGGGAGUCAACCUUGUUACCUGCUUACCCACCAUUAUUAAUAAUCUCCUGGAUUGUGACAGACGAAGCAGCUGGAGGGUUUGCUAAGAUUGUGUGUAAUGGUGAUAGUUCACUAGUGGAUAUCCUUGUAUGACAGACUGCAAACAAAUCCCUGACACAACCUUGAUUUCACUCCAUGGCGUCUGGUGUAAGGACAUCUGAGGCAGUUUUCUGGGUGAAGCAGAUGUGUGGCUUCAAUUGUAAAUAAAAUUUUCUAUGUGCUCUCUA